Malassezia pachydermatis is the source of this 1737-nucleotide messenger RNA. Its product is annotated as translation initiation factor ribosome mrna-bridging subunit. Bases 1 to 1737 code for a protein of 578 amino acids. The transcript has 2 exons. Gene Ontology annotation, molecular function: histamine receptor activity. Gene Ontology annotation, cellular component: membrane. Lineage: Eukaryota; Fungi; Basidiomycota; Malasseziomycetes; Malasseziales; Malasseziaceae. Gene Ontology annotation, biological process: G protein-coupled receptor signaling pathway. The record is from RefSeq and is a predicted model, not a curated record.
AUGGGUGUACGUGCGUUAAGUACGAUCAAUGAAUCGAUCACCGGGAGCGGUAGCGAGUUCAAAGAUCCCACGACGCACCGCAAAAUUUCUGGACAGGACCUAGAAGAGCAGCUGAUUGUGGCGCAGUACAUUGCUGUAGCGGGUCUGACACUGUACGCGUGGGAGUAUUUGUGCACGUUGCUUCGUGAGUUGUCCAUGUGGUUGCAUCCUAAGGACUUGAUACGACCGCAAGUCAUGUUGUUUUUACUGAUCCGAUAUGCGACCAUACCCGCAUUGAUCUUACCUUCCUACAGUUUGUGGGGCAACUUUUCUUCCGAACAGCAAUGUUUGAAGCAUGAGCAGGUGGUCAUUGCUGUCGUCCAGUUUUUCGUCUCUUGUAUUUUCUCAUGGCGGACCAUUGCUAUCUGGCGUCGAGAACGCUGGAUUGUGGUCCUUCUCACUGUAUUUACGAUGCUUCUCCUUGGUACCAGUAUUGGUCUGCUAUACUUUUCCAUCGACGUACUUAUCGUUACUGGGGCCUGUCGUCCUGCGUACGACGUCCGCCUGGAUGUCGACAAGCCGAAGUCCGCCAACACGGUAAUGUGGUUCUAUAUGUGCAGUAUGAUCUUUGAUACCACGACACUGGUGCUUUCCAUGUACAAACUGUUUAUCUACGCUAAUAUGGGCCGCCGCGUCGCGGCGACAGUCCGCUUUGUCGAUCCUUUUGCGGCCCAUCGCGAGCAGCUGGAAAAGGCGGAAAGUGACCCUGCGGGCGGGGCCGCUGGCACUUGCGCAGGCGCAAGUGUUGAUCCCAUGGGCAAGGAGGUGGCGCCACAUGAGCACCGAUCACGAAGCAGCAGCAUACAAUACCUGCUGAAUUUGCCGAGCAGUGUAUUGACGGCGAUUCGAUGGUUGUACCGUACCGCGUCUGGUGUGUAUACAUGGUGGACGUCUCUUACGCCACUCGUUGCACGCCUCAUUGCCAACGGUCUCAUUUACUUUGCCGUGGCCACGGCAUACAAUGUGAACAAUUUCGUCUUAGAAGCACGACAGUCACUGCACUCCAAGAGCUUCCUCGCCUUGUACCCGCCACUUAUGUGUGUGUUGUGCCAGCGCAUGCUCCUCACGGAGUUUGAUGCAGUAUGGGCCAGGUACGAUCCUGAACCAGAGUACCCGGGCCGUCAGUUGGUGGACCGUGUGGUGGGCAAAGACGCGCCGUCCAAUGAGAAGAGUCAAAGUGUGAUCCACAGGUUCGAGCAGUACGCCUCCGCGUUGGAAGAGCGGCAUGCCUCCCUGGUCUCGCCUCGCGGCGGAGUACGCUACAGCGAUCAACACCCCUCGCGCUUCUCAUCGUUGAUGAGUGUGCUUCCUAUGCCCGUGACAAUGAGUCGACGACCGUCUGCCUCGUCGCAGCCGCCACAGGCGCCACAGCCGCCGCCGCAGCCACAAGCAUCACCACCCAAACCGGAUGUAGCCUCCCAGGAGCUCGCACCUUCCGUCUCUGCGACGCCACGCACCUCCAUCGCGACCGGACCAGCGCCCACCUCUGUGGACUCGGCCACAGCGACGCCACGCGCGUCGGAAUCGCCAGGCACAGCACCAGCGCUCACUCACCGAACCUCUAUGCGGCCCGUAUCGCCUGUAUCGCCCCGCACUAGGACGGCCGCUUUACCGUCGACGUCUUCGCCGUCCCACCGUCGUACAAAACUCACACGUGCUCAGGAACAGCAGGCAAUUCGUAUGGCCGGCUUUAUGUAA